UUAGUGUGCACUGUGAAGUCAUAAACGCACGCACCGCAACAGCUCACAAGAAAAAUUCGACACGAUUUUUAUUCAGAACCAUUUGUCGAAAAUAGUGUAAUAUCAUGAAAGUUCUAUUUGUUGUGGCGCUUUUGAUUGCAGCUGCUUCGUCUCUGCCACAAUUUGGGGGCUUCGGAGGCCCUGGUGGUGGAUUCGGCCGUCCUGGUAUUGGCUUCGGAUUUAAUCGUCCCGGAAUUGGUGGCGGUCCAGGCUUUGGUGGUCCUGGUUUCGGUGGAGGUCCCGGCUUUGGAGGCAUUCCAGGUUUUGGUGGCGGUCCAGGCUUUGGCGGUGGUUUCGGAGGUUCCGGUGGUCCCGGAUUUGGUUUCGGACGUUGAAGUAACGGUAUUUUAAAAAGUCGACAAAUGCUUCAUAAGGUUUAAUUUGGAAUUAAUUUUUUGUUUCAAAUGUUUAUUCAUUUUGCAAUGAUAUUUAGUCAUAGUAUACAUAUUUCUUAUUUUUUUUGGUUGUUAUAAAAUGUUUGUGAAAACAAUUGUUUCUGAAUAAUUUUCUAUUUAA
Molecule: messenger RNA, 555 nt
Organism: Bactrocera oleae (olive fruit fly)
Lineage: Eukaryota; Metazoa; Arthropoda; Insecta; Diptera; Tephritidae
Source: RefSeq, a predicted model, not a curated record